AUGGCGCAGCAGCAGAUCCAGGCCGCCGUGCAGGUGGCCCUGGGCGCCAACGGCGCAGAAGCGCUGGUGGGCGGCCUGCUGAGCGCCGAGGGCGAGCAGCGGUCGCAGUCGGAGAAGGUGCUGGACGCGAUGACGGAGCAGCACCCCAACGAGUGCGUGGUGGGACUGGUGCGCGUGCUGAGGCAGGGCGGCGGCGCGGUGGAGAGGGCGCUGUGCGCCACGCUGCUGAGGAAGAUCUUGACCAAAGGUCAACCUCCGGUGUGGCCCAGCCUGGCGGCAGCGUCGCAGCAACUUGUGAAGGCAGAGCUGCUGAACGUUAUGAAGGAAGAGAAGGAUAGGGACACCCUGCGACAGACUGGAGACCUCAUAGCUGAGCUGAUCUGCAAGGUUCUUGGCAAUGAGACAUGGCCAGAAGUCAUACCCUUUCUCAGCCAAAGCAUCAGCUCAGGCGUGGUGCUGAACAUGGAGAUGGCCCUCCUAAUGCUUGCAGACAUGGUGGAGGGUAUCAAGGAUGCGAUCUUACCUAAUCUGGACCAGUACUGUGGUGCCCUGGCCACCUGCAUGGGUCGACCAGAGGCUGGUGUGAAGCUGGCAUCCCUUAAAGCUCUGAAAUCGUUCAUCGUAGUGUUUGAUGACGACAGCGAGCGUGUGAAGUUUCAGACAGCAGCACCAGAGCUCCUGAAAAUACCUGAUGCGGUUCGGCAACAGGGUGACAAUGAUCCAUCGAGGCAAGCCUACUCUGAGCUUAUCGACCUUGCGGAAGAUUGCCCUGAGUUCUGGCAGCCCUGCCUCCCCAGCGUGACUCAGACGAUGAUUAACAAUUCAAAGGCGCCCAACGUGCCCAUGGACGACCGAAUGUUGGCCAUGGAGUUCCUGCUUUCGCUAAUGGAGAGUUCAGAAGAUGAAGAUGCAGAGCCAGUCCUUAAGGGUGUCCUGCCAGAGCUGCUCGCUGUCUUGUUGGAAUUCAUGCUCGACGUUGAGGACGUCCCUCAAUGGCAUUUGGCCAACGAUGAGGAGCAUCAAGAUGAGGGCCAUGGCGACCACUUCAUGUUUGGGGAGAUUGCUGUCGAUCGACUUGCAAAGCUGGUUGGAGGCAAGGCCAUGAUGCCUGUGUUGGGCCAGAUGGUGCCUGUGUUGCUUGGGGACCAGGAUUGGAAGAAGCGCCAUGCUGUGUUCACUUGCGUUGGUCAAAUGGCUGAGGGCUGCACAGAUGACCUCCUGCAGGACAUGGGCACCUUGGUGUCCAUCUGUGUUAAAGGCUGCCAGGAUCCCCACCCCAAGGUGCGGUGGUCAGCCUGCCAGGCCAUCGGCUUGCUGGUGGACGAGCUUGGUGAGCACCUGGGCUCCUCCGAGUUUCACACCAUCCUCACCGCUCUGCACCCCCUCUUCAAGGACAAGUCAAGCCCACGGGUGCAGGCGCAUGCAGUGCUGUGCAUGGUGGACUUCAUACAGGACUGCAAGCUGGAGGUUGUGCAGCCCAGUCUGGAUGACGUUGUGGCCACCGUGAUUGAGAUCAUGCCAGGAGCACCCUACCUUGUGAGAGAUGCGUCCCUUAAGUUCUUGAGCAGCGCCGCAGGGGAGAUAGAGGCACCUGAGUUCGCCAAGUACUACACUGCUGUGAUGGGAACAGUGAACGCUGCCAUGGGGCAGGCUGUCGGGGAGAAGUCGCCAGAGGUGUUUGCGAUGAUGCUGCACACGAUGGCGAUGGUUGGGCGGGCAUCUGGCCCUUCCUGCUUCUCCCCAGACUGCCCCAAAAUGAUGGUCUACUACAAGGACAUCGUGCAGGCCACUGUGCAGAGCGAGGACUCUGAAGCGGACAAGAGGGAUGUGUUGGAGGUGCUGCAUGACGUUGCCUCCAUAGUGGCCGAGUGCAUGGGCCGUGCCUUUGUGGAAUACAUGCCGCUGGUCAUGCCAUCACUCAUGGAGGCUGUGAAGCUGCAGCCGAGUGUCAAGUUGUUUGACCCCGAGGAAAGCAUGUCGGAGGAAGAAGCCGAAAACAUCGACAUCGUUGAGAUGGAUGGCAAGUUGGUGGCUGUGGAUGCCAAACUUCUUGAUUACAAAGCUGCUGCCAUAGAGACCAUCACCGCACUUGCCAAUGUGCUGCGAGAGGACUUCAUGCCAAACGCUGCACAAGUCGCUGAACUUGUUACACCUCUCUGCAAUUACGUUUCACAUGCAGAGGUUCGGCAAGCUGCCAUCGAGCAGCAGCCGGCCCUCUUGUCCUGUGCGCUGGACGCCUCCCGCAAGUCAGGCGACACUGGUGGUCAGGAUGCGUCAUUUGCCCAGGGUUUGCUGGGCGUUCAGUGGCCGGCCCUUGUGCAGCAUCUGGCGGACUAUGAAAAGGCUGACUUUCAGGCCACGGCCCCCUACGCCCUGGAGUCGCUGGGCAAGAUCAUGGGCCUGCUGGGGACCAACCUGAAUGAGGAGAUGAUUGGGAAGGCCGUUGACAGGGUGAAGCCUGUGCUGGAGUGCUUUGACGGUCUACGCCAAGACCGGCUGCAGGCGAAGCCGGGUGAUCUGGACGAGGAGGAGCUUGAGGAUCUUGAAGAGGAACUGGAGCUGGAGAUAACCCUGUACGACAAGCUGGAGACCUUUGUCAACAACUUGCUGAAGAUCCUGUCUGACCGCGCAAGCGCCUGGCUGGAAACCAUCCUGCCGCACCUCACCCCCCUGCUGGACAAGCGCCAUCGGCCAGAACUGCAGCAGAUGGCGGUGGUGCUCACCACCGAUGUCUGUGAGUUUGCCCCCGCCACCGGCCAGAAAUAUGUGACGACUCUGCUGCCCAUCUUCUUGGAAGCCUGUGCCAGCGACCAUGCCGGCCUGCGGCAGUGCGCGGCCUAUGGGGUGGGCGUUGUUGCCCAGAAGCACAUUGAGAUUGUGAAGCCCUUCGCAGCUCAGACCCUGGCCAAACUGAUGGAGGUCGCCAACCGCCCGGAAUCACGCACUGAGGAGUAUCAGAGCGCCACAGACAACAUCAUAUCAGCCAUCGGGAAGAUCAUCGAGCACCACUCCGACGUGGUGGAUGCACGGAUGACGGCGGACACGUGGCUCAAGUUCUUGCCGCUGAAGAGCGACAUUGCUGAGGCAGUGGUUGUGCACGACCAGCUAAUCCGGAUGAUUGAGAAGCGGGAUGUCAAGGUGUUGGGGGAAGCCAACCAGAACCUGCCUCAGGUGGUUCCAGUGAUGAUGGGUGUGCUUGCGGGUGGCGACAAGCUAGUGAGCCAGGAUGGAGCGCGUCGAAUGGUGGGCUUGCUGCAACAGAUGCAGAGUGGCAUCCCACAGGACAUCGUGGAGGGCACAUUCAACAGAAUGAGCCCCCAGGAACAGGAGAACCUGAAAUCUUACAUGGCCACCCAAGGCUAG
Ostreobium quekettii is the source of this 3363-nucleotide messenger RNA. The record is from the annotation of a GenBank genome assembly. NCBI's taxonomy places the organism in Eukaryota, Viridiplantae, Chlorophyta, Ulvophyceae, Bryopsidales, Ostreobiaceae.